AGGACCCUUAUCCCGAAGAGAGAAAACCCUAUAGAAGGCUGCCAAGUCAGCAGCAAGGAUCUCUAGUGUAUCCAUUACUGGCAUUCUAAACGCCACAAGCUUCUCACCGCAAUCUCCCCUCCCUCGUUUAUAUUCGCCCAAAAAUUUCCACCCACCCACCUGCCAUCUGCUAAUCACACAAUCGAAACGCUAUCAGGCAAUCACAGAUCUAAGGCUCGCCUCUAAUAACUGCAAAGAUGGCCGCCGCCAUGAUGUCCGCUACUCUCCCGCAGUUCAGCGGGCUCAGAACCCAGACCUCACUCUCCCCCGUCAACAAAUCCCUGGCAGCUGUUGUGCCGAUGAGACGCGGCAGGGGAAAUGGAGCAUUGGGUGCUCGUAUGGACUUUAUUGGCUCGCCCACUAACUUGAUAAUGGUGACGGCGACGAGCUUGAUGCUGUUUGCUGGGAGAUUUGGGCUGGCACCGUCGGCAAACAGGAAGGCGACGGCAGGGCUGAAGCUGGAGGCGAGGGACUCCGGGCUACAAACAGGGGACCCAGCUGGGUUCACGCUCGCCGACACCUUGGCUUGCGGUACCGUCGGCCACAUCAUUGGCGUUGGAGUUGUUCUUGGCCUCAAGAACAUUGGAGCUCUGUAAAAGAGAAGGAAAUUGUUAAUUGUCAACGACAUUGUCUACCAAUUCCAGUAAUUUCGUUCACCCAUGCUUCUUGGCUAGCUGUACAUGAUCGUAAUGCGUAUUAUUCCUUUCGAUCGCGGAAUACGUUUCGAAUUGUGUUGCGGAGUUGUGUGUAAUGGAACCGUUAUCCCAAUCGUUUACUGAGAGGAUGAUGAGCUUGAUCGCGCGUAUUUUGAUGUUAUAAGGUUUGCAGGAUCAAGAGAGCUUAUGAGGUUCACUCAACCAGGUAAGAAUCAAGCCAGCUCUCUCGAGCCUAACUAGUCGAGCAUGUCUAACAACAUCUUCGGGAUUAGGGUUUUCGAGGAUGUAAGUUGCUUUCUCCAUUCUUCUCAUUCAUCACAUAGUGUGAUGCUACGGUCAGUGGCGGAUCCAGGACAUAGUAGAGCACUGAGCCGUAUUUUAUUAUAAAACUAGAUACCGUAAAAAAUCAUAGUUUUUUACGAUCUCAAUUGUACAUGUCGAUCUUUUAAUGUUUUGAAUAUCAAUAAUGGAGUCUACAUCCAUACAAAUAGCAUACUAUUCUCUUUCAAAUAAAAUAGUUAACCAAUCGGCGAUCAAUUCAUCGCUCAUUUUGUUGCGCAAAUCAUUUUUCACCUGUUCCAUUAUUGAAAAGGUUAUCUCCAUAGUAGCUGUUGAAGCGGAC
This is a messenger RNA of Linum tenue, 1317 nucleotides long. Lineage: Eukaryota; Viridiplantae; Streptophyta; Magnoliopsida; Malpighiales; Linaceae. The record is from the annotation of a GenBank genome assembly.